AUGGAAAAAACGUAUCCUCAAUAUGACGACCUCAGUUAUGAUGACCUAACAACAGCUUUUAGUAGGUUAGAUACAAAGGUGAAGGGAGAGGCUAUGUAUGGUGAUGACCCUUUAGUAAUAACUGAUCUUAAAAGUGAACUAGACUAUGUAACGAAUCUCAUGGAGAGACGUGCAAUAGAAGAAACAACUUUCACCGAAGGAAAUGAUGGUACAGUGAACAUCUCAGGUCCAUCAGGAGUCGACUUCGUAGAAGAUCCAAACAAUUUACUUCCAGAUGUGUUAGAUGCAUUUGAUGAAUCAUUUGACGCUGACUGGGAUGAAAUAGAAGCCCGCCUAGAGAAACUAAAUAAGAUUUCAACAGCAAAUAAAAAGAGAGAUUUCGAAAACCAAGUAGAGCGUGUUCAAGCUGUCACAAGAGUUAUCAAGGGUAAGAAGAAAUUACUGCUGGACCCUAAGAAUAGAUACGUCAGGGAACUCAUAAAACGAUCAUCUGUCAGAACACUAAAUGAUGGCACAGAGGUGUUGGUAUUUAGAAGUGAACAAGGUACUGACAGAGGUAGUACCCAGAUAAUGAAACGUGGUAAGACCAAGAUUCCAGUGUACUCAAAGGACUCACUUGCUCUGAGAGAAUAUAAGGACCUUAUAAAGAAAAUAAAAGAGGUACCUACGAAUCCUGACAAUAUAAUUGGAAGUGAUGAAUCAAUUUACGAGGAUACUAAAGAAGAGCCACAAUUUGAUACCAGUAAUGAGGAAUUCGCUGACCGGGAGAACAUUGAAUUAAUAGACAUAGGUGCACAACUAGGAGACCUUCCAGGGCUAACAAUGCAAGAAAACAAUGAACUGAGAGGUGUUCUUAACCCACCUGAUGGAUCAAGCAUAGAAGGAAGGACAGGUCCCAAUGGAGCGCUGCAAAUCCAGGCUGACUACUUUAAUGAAGCCAUUGGUGAAACCGUGGAACGAGCCACGUCUGUGGAAGGUACAACUGAGUAUAAUUCCCUUAUAGAAAGAAUUGACAGUUUGAAGGAAGCUAGGGAUAGGACACUAGAGCAGAGAACAGUAGAGGAAGCAAGAGAGGCACAACUAAAGGACAUUUCCAGAUUACGUAGAUUUAUAGACUGGGUAGGAAAGGAAAAGGUGGGACUUGUAGGGAUAGCAGUGUCAACAGCUAGUUUAAUUACAGCCUUAUUAAUCCAUGCUAGGGGAGCCAUUGUGAAGACAGCAAAGGUCACUGGUAAAGUAGCAAAAGCAUUAGCAAAUUUAGCAAAGAAAGCAGGACCAAUUAUAGUUCCAAUUCUGAACACCAUCGCAACAGCCUUAUCAUGGGGAGCCAAAGGAAUUGCUUGGUUAGCGUCACACUUAUGGGUACUAGCUAUAGCUGCAGCCUUAAUGGUAUACAACUAUUACACAAAGUAAAUUAGCUAUGGAGGAACACCAAGAGGAAUACGAUGACCAGAAAAUGGAGGAGUUGAAGGAAAAGUAUUCGAACUAUGAAGAAAUGGAUAUAGAAACUUUAGAUAGCGAAUUACCGUACCUUAACAAGGAUUUUAGGGAAAGCGAAACUGCUGAGGAGACCCAGGAUAUUAACGAGGAAAUUAAUUACGUACAGGAACUGAGGAGGAGAAAAAUGUUGAGCGGGGACCUUACGAGAGAGCAAUUAGCUGAGAAAUUCCCUGACCUAUCUAAACUGUCAUACGAUGAUCUAAUGGAUAGGGGAGACAGACUGUUAAAUGAAAUAAUACUAUCGAAUUUGGACGAAGACAGUUUCAAAGAAAAGUCGGAAGAACUGAGAUACGUCAGAAUGCUAUCAAAUGAUUACCAAAGAGAGUCAAAUCUAAACCGGCUACUUAACUUGAGAGACAAAGUGAAAAAGAGGGAUCUCAUUAAACGGGAUGAUCGUAGGAGACUGCAGAGGCUCAGGUUAUGGGCAAGGGAGAAUGCAGGCAUCUUAUCAGCUGUUCUAAUUUCCUCAUCAGCUGUAAUCAUAGGACUGGUAGCAUCAACUAGAAACAUAUUGUGGAAAGUAGGUGACACAACAGAAAAGCUGGAUAAGCGGAUCAGUGAGUUGGUAAACCACCAAAUAGAACUACCAACUGUAUUUCAGAAGAUAGCCGAUGGAGUAGAGUUAGCAGCGGAUAAUAUAUGGAUAAUCAUUGUAUGUGCAGCAGUAGUUUUACUGUACAAAUACAGCUAA
This is a messenger RNA of Paramuricea clavata, 2191 nucleotides long. Lineage: Eukaryota; Metazoa; Cnidaria; Anthozoa; Malacalcyonacea; Plexauridae. The record is from the annotation of a GenBank genome assembly.